AUGUCACCGUUUUCGACGCUCAUUGUUAUCCUCCUAUCCGCCAUCAUGAUUCACCACCUUCCAUUGGCAAGCGCCACACAAUGGUGCGUGGCCUCUCCGACGUCGAAAGACAGGCAGCUAGAAGACAACCUCGGGUUUGCAUGCGCUAACGGAGUUGAUUGCAGACCAAUCCUAGAAGGUGGAGCCUGUUACAACCCCAAUACUCCAUUAAGCCAUGCGUCUUACGUGAUGAACGCGUAUUACGCAACCCACGAGCGCACCGACUACGCGUGCAAGUUUUUUUUCCCAAACAGUGCCAUGUUGACUACUACAAACCCUAGUUAUGGUAGUUGUGUCUAUGCCUAA
Messenger RNA from Raphanus sativus (radish), 345 nucleotides. Its product is annotated as glucan endo-1,3-beta-D-glucosidase. Bases 1 to 345 code for a protein of 114 amino acids. The record is from RefSeq and is a predicted model, not a curated record. NCBI's taxonomy places the organism in Eukaryota, Viridiplantae, Streptophyta, Magnoliopsida, Brassicales, Brassicaceae. The transcript has a single exon.